Esox lucius (northern pike) is the source of this 1456-nucleotide messenger RNA. RefSeq names its product uracil phosphoribosyltransferase homolog. The record is from RefSeq and is marked provisional. NCBI's taxonomy places the organism in Eukaryota, Metazoa, Chordata, Actinopteri, Esociformes, Esocidae.
ACCACGCGGAGGACGUCAACAUUGUUGCACGUAUGCCUCGUUGUCAGAACAUUUUAGAAAAAAAUUGUUUUCAGUAAUAUACAGGAACUACUGUAACAUGCCUUGCCAAAACCAGCCGUUAAAUAACCUUACUACAGGCCAAGAACACAACUUAACGAAGCAUGUUCGGUUCGCCGCGAACAGGAACAGUAGCGGUCCGGAGGUACCGAGCGCUGGAGCGCUUGAUGACGUUAGGAAACUGUGUGUGAACGUGCCAAAUGGGGGUGGGCUCGGACCCGAGGUGUUAAACCUUGGACCUCAACUGAGACUGCUUCCCCUUAACAAUCAGAUACUAGAAUUACAGACCAUCAUCAGAGACAAGUCAACCAGCAGAGGGGAUUUUGUGUUCUGUGCUGACCGCCUGAUCAGACUAGUGGUGGAGGAAGGACUCAACCAGCUGCCCUACUCUGAGUGCACUGUGACCACUCCUACAGGACACUUGUAUGAGGGUGUGAAGUUUGAGAGGGGUAACUGUGGCGUCAGCAUCAUGAGAAGUGGUGAGGCGAUGGAGCAGGGCCUGAGGGACUGCUGUAGAUCCAUCCGCAUUGGAAAGAUCUUGAUCCAGAGUGAUGAGGAGACCCAGAAGGCCAAAGUUUACUAUGCCAAGUUCCCUCCAGACAUCAGUAGAAGGAAGGUCCUCCUAAUGUACCCUAUCCUGAGUUCGGGGAACACUGUGAUUGAGGCGGUGAAGGUGUUGAUAGAACACGGCCUCCAGCCCAAACACAUCAUCCUCCUCUCUCUCUUCUCCACUCCACAUGGAUCCAAGGCCAUCCUCCAGGAGUUCCCAGACAUCACCCUGCUCUCCACAGAGCUACACCCCGUGGCCCCAACACACUUUGGACAGAAGUACUUUGGCACAGAAUGACAGCAGUUUGAUGCCAUAAGACGAGCUCUAGCGUGUAUUUUCACUGAUACAGAUGUGGUGUUUUAACAUUUGAAACAACAAGAUGUCUGUGGUUCUAUUUUAUCUCCACCUCCCCAAGAUGUCCUCCCCAUGGUCAAGCAGGGUUCUGAUAAAUGCUGAAAACACUACCUUCCAUACAGCUCCUUAAGGUUGGCUACACAACUAACCCAAACCCACCUGUCCUCAAGUUGCUCCCAACACACUUCUAAAAGUCACUUGACCCUGUUUUAGACUUCUCCACCAGUCACCAUCAGUCUGAGGUUUGUGUGUGCUGCCUGGUCUUUUUCGGGAGGGGAGGCACUGCUUUGAUUCAAUGGGUUACAGUCUGUUGUCAGUAUUCUAAAUUGGGACUUCUUAUGUAUGAUCAUGGGAUGUCUUUAGGAUCUAGAGAUACUAUACCACAUGAACAUAUAUGAGUUUAGUUUUUUACAGAUAUUCACAAUCAUGUAAAACUCAGGGGAAUUGUAUUCGUUUUACUUUGGUUUAAAAACUUUGCAUGGAAUGAUAAAAGCU